ACAAGUGGGGCGGGCCUUGCUCACACCAGCCGCUGGGCGGGCUCAGGCUGAGUUUCACUUCCCGCCACUGCUGCCAGCAGCAAGAACCAGCUGGAGAGCGUGCAGCACCCUGAGUCAUUGCUGCCUGCCUGCUACUCGGCUCAGCGGCAGAUACCCACCAUGGGCUCGCAGGCCUUGCCCCCGGGUCCUGUGCAGACCCUCAUCUUCUUGGACCUGGAGGCCACUGGCCUGCCCUUCUCCCAGCCCAAGGUCACAGAGCUAUGCCUGCUGGCCAUCCACAGAUGGGCCCUGGAGAGACUUCCUACCCCUCAGGGGCCUCCUUCAACAGUGCCCCCACCACCCCGGGUGCUGGACAAGCUCUCCCUGUGCGUGGCUCCGGGGAAGGCCUGUAGCCCUGCAGCCAGUGAGAUCACAGGCCUGAGCACACCUGUGCUGGCUGCACAUGGGCGUCAAUGCUUCGAUGCCAACCUGGCCAACAUGCUCCGAGCCUUCCUGCAGCGCCAACCACAGCCCUGGUGCCUUGUGGCACACAACGGUGACCGCUACGACUUCCCCCUGCUCCAGGCAGAGCUGGCUGUGCUGGGCCUUGCCAGUGCUCUGGAGGGCGCCUUCUGUGUGGAUAGCAUUGCUGCCCUGAAGGCCCUGGAGCAAGCUGACAGCCCCUCAGAGCACGGCCCAAGGAAGAGCUACAGCCUGGGCAGCAUCUACAUGCGCCUGUACGGGCAGGCCCCACCAGACUCACACACAGCCGAGGGUGACGUCCUCGCCCUGCUCAGCAUCUGUCAGUGGAGGCCACGAGCCCUGCUGCGGUGGGUAGAUGCUCACGCCAGGCCCUUCAGCACCGUCAAGCCGAUGUACGUGGUCACAGCCUCGACUGGAACCAGCCCAAGGCCAUCUGCUGCUACGGCCACGGUACCCCUGGCCAGAGCCAGGGGCACCAGCCCCAACCGUGGUGGAAACAGGAACCCUAAGCCCCUUUCCCCAGUGAAGAGCCCUGGAGCCCCACCCAGGGAGGGACUGCUGGCCCCACUGGGCCUGCUGGCCUUCCUGACCUUGGCAGUAGCCACGCUGUAUAGGCUGUCCUUGGCCAUACCCGGGCAGUAGGCCAAGAAGGAAAUUCUGACUAAUAAAGACCCUCCACAGCACCGAGUGAUCACUCACUUCUACCCACCGUGGCAGCCUGAGAGCCUCCCACACUUCUGCCCACACUGAGACACCUGGGGCCGGGGGCACAGGAAGUGGCAGUCUUUGUCCAUCACCCUCCCUAGCAGGAUGGUCAGACGUCUGAGCCCAAUAAAAGUAGGGAAAACAAGGAACU
Messenger RNA from Orcinus orca (killer whale), 1318 nucleotides. It is a transcript of the gene TREX1, whose product is annotated as three prime repair exonuclease 1. The coding region runs from base 160 to 1104 and encodes 314 amino acids. The transcript is spliced from 2 exons. Gene Ontology annotation, biological process: DNA catabolic process. The record is from RefSeq and is a predicted model, not a curated record. NCBI's taxonomy places the organism in Eukaryota, Metazoa, Chordata, Mammalia, Artiodactyla, Delphinidae. Gene Ontology annotation, molecular function: nucleic acid binding; 3'-5'-DNA exonuclease activity. Gene Ontology annotation, cellular component: cytoplasm.